Molecule: messenger RNA, 3221 nt
Organism: Xyrichtys novacula (pearly razorfish)
Lineage: Eukaryota; Metazoa; Chordata; Actinopteri; Labriformes; Labridae
Source: the annotation of a GenBank genome assembly
AUGAGAUUGAGCCAAGCCUCCAGUGUCACUCCAGCUAUCGAUUUGGCGGUGGCGGUGGCGGUCAGCAACCACCCAAACUCCUCUGGCACCUUGCCCACCCCUCCUUCGUCCUGCAGCAUCGACGAGUCCUACAAGUACGUCUUCUUGCCCGUCUGCUACUCGCUCACCUUCCUCUUCAGCCUCACCCUCAACUCCGUGGUGCUGCUGCGCUCUUGCCGGCUUCACAGCGGUGGUUGCUGUGGUGUCGUGGGCAGCAGCAGUGGCGGGCGCCGUUGGAACACCUCGCUCAUCUAUAUGGUGAAUCUGGCCACCACUGACCUCAUGUACGGUCUGUCGCUGCCCUUCCUAGUGGCGAGCUACGUGCUGAGGGAUCGAUGGGUGUUCGGGGACUUUAUGUGCCGCCUGGUUCGAUUUCUGUUCUACUUCAACCUCUACUGCUCCAUCUUCUUCCUCACCUGCAUCUCUGUGCACAGGUAGGACAUUUCAGGAGGAUAACGAGAUGUUUGUUUGUGUCUGUUGAUCUGUUUCUUGGCCUCUCUUCGAAGAAUUCUCCAACUCUCAGUUAAGCUUUGCAUGUGCAACAGGUAAUAUGACCAAAAAGAGGCCAGAUAUUAAAAAACGACCUUUCCGUGCAGAGGUAGGGCUGCUCAAUUAACUCAUGAUUAGAAUUAUUUUAAUUUAUAUUCAGAUCAUGAUUAUUAUAAUCAACAACUAUAUUUUUUCUUCUGCAAAACUUGGGUUUGUAUUUUAUUUUGAUUUGUGCCUAAAGACACGCACUCAGACACACCUGCCUCCUCCCGCUCCUCUCCCUGCUCUCCUCUCUCCUCAGAGACCACAGUUAGCUUCUGACUUUGCGAAUUAUUUGUUGACAAAGCAGAACUUAACUCCAAACGAAAGCUAUUGGCCGGGUUCUACAAACCCAGUUGGAAAUCACAAACUGAGCAACUAAGACUCAAACGUCCAAUCCAACCACUAUCAAAAUCACCUGGGUUUCUGUUUCAAGGCAAGAGGUCAUUCUGACCAUCGUUUAUAGUCACACUGGCGAUUGAAGACACACAAACCAAGUCUAAAAUGACAGACAAGGUCCACAACCAGCUGCACUGAUAAGCAGACGUGUGUUUGUAGGGAUAACAAAGUAUAAACUAAAUGAUGAUGAUAUUGUAGCUGAUAGCUUCUGGGCUUGCUUUCCCCUAUCAACUGCCAAAUGGGCAUGGAUUCGAAAAACCCAACUCAUAAAAUGCUCCAUGUUAGGUUUUAAAGGCCUGUACUGAGUGCUAUAAGAAGUUGAAAGUUGCAUAUGUCCUCGUGUUGACCAACUGCAUAAAGGAGGAAGUCUAACUCUGGGAUUUUUCAACACCAAUUUGAUAAAGUCGGCUCUUUACAUUUCAUCGAUACAGAUACAUGUUUGACUUUGGAUUGAUAAAAUCUACACUGGAGAUGAAACUAUUGUAAAUGGAUGGAGACAGAAGUAGGACAUCAUUGGUUAACAAACUGGAUGAAUACAAAACCUAAAUGGUUAACUGAAGCCGUGUUCUGGGGUCAAAGAUGAUUAAUACUAAAACCCGAGGUCACAACUCAUUGUUCCUGUUCUCCAAGAAAAGUGCUGCUAAAGCACUUUGCUGAAAACAUAAAUUAUUGACCCAUGUUUUAUGAACUUCGACUUGACAGGAAAUCCAAAGUGCUUACUAACAAGGCGAGCAUCAGCAGCUAGUGAAAUGUUAGAAACAGAGUCAGGUUAAUCCGAGUUCACAGCCCUAAAGUUGCUGAGCUGGCUUCAGACCUGAUCCCUGUUCAGUGAUUAAAAAUAUAUAUUCUACUUGUUGAGAAGUGCUCUGAAAUUAUAGUUGUUUUUGCUGUCAGUGCAAAAAUAUGCGGUAAAUGGACACAGAUCCUUACAUGGCAAACCAAUUUUGGCCCCCACUAAUUUUUGGUUGAAAGGAUGCAAAGCACAAGAACUACUAAGCGAAAUCUUCGCUUAUGUGCGAAAUCUUUGGGAAAGACACAAGUCAACAGUUAGAAACUGACUUCAAACUUUAGUGAUACACUGUGUUUAACCUUUUCAACAAGCAUCCAGCCCUCUUGGCUAAAUCAAGAUAAUAAAGCUAAAUGUCGCACUUCUUGCUCAUUGAUAGUCUUGUUGUCCUUAAGACUCGGGGACAAGCCCAGAUAAGGUGGAGAACAUCCAAUCAGUGAGGCUGAAAAUCCUUUUGAAAACUCUAAACCCUGGCUCCUCACCUAGUGUACCUAUUUGUUUUUCUCUUUGCUAGCAGUAUCAGUGGGGUGAUACUCACCUCUGAUCUUCUUUCCUUAGGUACCUGGGAAUCUGCCAUCCCAUGAGGACCAUUACUCUGGAGAGCAAGCGGGUGGUGAAGGGGACCUGUGCAUUGGUGUGGGUGGUUGUCUUCAUCCUCACCUGCCCCAUCUUCAGGUUUGCUCAGACAGGAUUGGUUCGUCGAGGGGGUGGGGCGGUGGAGUCUGAAGGGGGUGGUGAUGACAGGAAUGGUACCGGACCUCAGUUUGAGGACAAAGAGGGGUACAUGAACUGCUGGGACGACGCCAUCGAUAAGGAGUUCGCCGACUAUGUCCCUUAUGGCAUCGUCCUCCACCUGAUAGGCUUCUUCGUGCCUUUCGUCAUCAUCGCCUGGUGCUACUCGCAGGUGGUCAGGACGAUAUUUCAGACCUUGCGCUCUCCACCCAGUUCCAUCGAAGGUGGUGAGGAUGGUCCAGUGGGGGACUGGGUCACAGAGGGAGUUAGGGACCGGGAACGAACCUCGGUCUCAAUCUCUGGCUCGCAGUACUCACACUACAUCCGACGGCGACGGAAAUCCAUCAAAACUAUCGUCACCAUCACACUGCUGUUCGCUCUCUGCUUCCUGCCAUUCCACGUGACUCGGACGCUGUUUCUUCUUCUACGGCGAGGGCAUGGCGGCUGCAAUGUCAUGAAGACUGUCUCCAUCUGCUACAAGGUGACCCGCCCACUGGCCUCCUGCAACGCCUGGCUCAAUGCCCUCCUCUACUUCCUGACGGGGGAUAAGGGCGCCCCCUGCUGCUGGUCUGUAGAACACACUGUCCGCAGAGAUCCCAGGAGUGGCUCCCUCUGGUGGCCACUGAAGAUCCUGAAAAAAGAGGGAGCUGGAGAAGAGGACCAGGAGGCGGCUGAAAAGGUUGAAAGGGAGGUUCACAUGGAAAACGAGUCCAAGUCAUCAAGGGUCAUUUUCUAG